AUGUCGGGUUUCGCGCAAGCUUCCGAUCUCAAUGCCUGGAAGGAGCUCCAGGAGCACCACACCACCCUGGGUCGUAACAUUGUUCUGAAGGAGUACUUCCAGAAGGACCCCCAGCGCUUCCAGAAGUUCAGCCGUACCUUCAAGAACACCGUCGAUGGCCAGGAUAUCCUCUUUGACUUCUCCAAGAACUUCCUCACCGAGGAAACUCUGUCUUUGUUGGUCAAGCUGGCCAAGGAGGCCAAUGUUGAGGGCCUGCGCGAUCAGAUGUUCAAGGGUGAGCACAUCAACUUCACUGAGGACCGUGCUGUCUACCACGCCGCCCUGCGCAACACCUCCAACGAGCCCAUGCAGGUCGAUGGCAAGAGCGUUGUCGAGGAUGUCAACGCCGUUCUCGAGCACAUGAAGGAGUUCUCCGAGCAGGUGCGCAGUGGUGAGUGGAAGGGUUACACCGGCAAGAAGAUCGAUACCAUCAUCAACAUUGGUAUUGGUGGCUCUGACCUUGGUCCCGUCAUGGUUACCGAGGCCCUGAAGCCCUAUGGCCACCCUGACAUGAAGCUCCACUUCGUAUCCAACAUUGAUGGCACUCACAUCGCCGAGGCUCUUAAGAACUCCAACCCCGAGACCACCCUCUUCCUGAUCGCCUCCAAGACCUUCACCACCGCCGAGACUUGCACUAACGCCAACACUGCGAAGAGCUGGUUCCUCGAGACAGCUAAGGAUGAGUCCGUGAUCGCUAAGCACUUCGUUGCCCUCUCCACCAACGAGGCCGAGGUUACCAAGUUCGGCAUUGACAAAAAGAACAUGUUCGGCUUCGCAUCGUGGGUCGGUGGCCGCUACUCCGUCUGGAGUGCCAUUGGUCUCUCCGUAGCUCUGUACAUCGGCUAUGACAACUUCCAUCAGUUCUUGGCGGGUGCUCACGCCAUGGACAAGCACUUCCGCGAGACUCCCUUGGAGCAGAACAUUCCCGCUCUCGGUGGUUUGUUGAGUGUCUGGUACAGCGACUUCUUCGGCGCCCAGACUCACCUGGUUGCACCCUUCGACCAGUACCUGCACCGCUUCCCCGCUUACCUGCAGCAGCUUUCCAUGGAGAGCAACGGUAAGGCCAUUACCCGCUCCGGCGAGUACGUCAAGUACACCACCGGUCCCAUCUUGUUCGGUGAGCCCGCCACCAACGCCCAGCACAGUUUCUUCCAGCUGUUGCAUCAGGGCACCAAGCUGAUCCCGGCCGAUUUCAUCAUGGCCGCCGAGUCGCACAACCCUAUCGAGGGUGGCAAACACCAGCGCAUGCUGGCUUCCAACUUCUUGGCUCAGUCUGAGGCCCUGAUGGUCGGUAAGACCCCCGAACAGGUCAAGGCCGAAGGUACUCCCGACCACUUGGUUCCGCACAAGACAUUCCUUGGCAACCGUCCCACCACCUCCAUUCUGGCCCAGAAGAUCACUCCCUCGACCCUGGGUGCUCUGAUCACCUAUUACGAGCACGUCACCUUCACCGAGGGUGCCGUCUGGAACAUCAACUCCUUCGACCAGUGGGGUGUCGAGCUCGGCAAGGUCCUGGCCAAGAAGAUCCAGGCCGAGCUGGAGACUUCCGGUGCUGGCGGUGACCACGAUAGCUCCACCAGCGGUCUGCUUCUCGCUUUCAAGGCGAAGGCUAACUUGGCGUAA
Molecule: messenger RNA, 1662 nt
Organism: Penicillium maclennaniae
Lineage: Eukaryota; Fungi; Ascomycota; Eurotiomycetes; Eurotiales; Aspergillaceae
Product: glucose-6-phosphate isomerase
Exons: 2
Coding region: 1-1662 (553 amino acids)
Biological process (GO): gluconeogenesis; glucose 6-phosphate metabolic process; glycolytic process
Cellular component (GO): cytosol
Molecular function (GO): carbohydrate derivative binding; glucose-6-phosphate isomerase activity; monosaccharide binding
Source: RefSeq, a predicted model, not a curated record